Molecule: messenger RNA, 3852 nt
Organism: Rhineura floridana
Lineage: Eukaryota; Metazoa; Chordata; Lepidosauria; Squamata; Rhineuridae
Gene: UHRF1
Product: ubiquitin like with PHD and ring finger domains 1
Exons: 17
Coding region: 359-2719 (786 amino acids)
Biological process (GO): negative regulation of gene expression via chromosomal CpG island methylation
Molecular function (GO): ubiquitin protein ligase activity; protein binding
Source: RefSeq, a predicted model, not a curated record
AGCUCCCCACGUUGAAUUUCCCCGCCAAACUCUAAAGCCGGGAGGCGCUUUUUGCGCGGGCUGCAGGAGUUGCUGGGCACCUCUCCUGUCUAGCAUAUUUAUAGACCUGGAUAUAGUUUAUACAAAGAAAUAUCUAUCUAUCUAUCUGCCACGUAACUGAUAUAUAUAUAUGUAUAUAUAUAUAUAUAUAUGUAUGUAUGUAUGUGUGUGUGUAUUGAUUAAUCAGCAAUAUCGGAGCAAUUUUAGUUUUAUUUUUUUGUUUUGGGAAAAAAAAGGCGCGCUUUUUUCAUCUCCGGAUUUGCAGGCACAGAGGAGAGGGAGCAAAAGUUGUCUUUUUAAAUAACAAGGUACAGCCACAAUGUGGAUUCAAGUGCGCACCAUGGAUGGAAAAGAGACUCGUCGAGUGGACUCCCUUUCCAAACUCACCAAAGUGGAGGAGCUCCGGCAGAGGAUACUUGAAGUGUUCCGGGUGGCACCUGACAGACAAAGGCUCUUCUACCGGGGCAAACAGAUGGAAGAUGGUCAUUCCCUUUUUGAUUACAGCGUUGGCUUGAAUGAUAUCGUUCAGCUGCUGGUGAGACAAAGCCCCACUAUCCUGCCUUUGGCAAACAAAGAGAAGGAUUCCGAACUUUCCGACACUGACUCUGGCUGCGGUUCGGGCCAAAGCGAAUCUGACAAAAACUCCAAUAAUGGGGAGGGGUCUGUGGAGAUGGAGGGGCAGCCCAGCACAGCUGCUCAGACUGAUCUGGUGGACCCAGGCUUUGGAUUCUACAAGAUCAAUGAGUUGGUAGAUGCCCGUGAUACAAGGAUGGGAGCCUGGUUUGAAGCUCAGGUUGUCAACGUGACCCACAAAGGAAAAACGGCCAACAAGGCAAGUGACAGUGAUGAGGAAUCAGAUCUGCAAGAAGCCAUCCCUGACGAAGACAUUGUAUAUCACGUGAAAUACGAAGACUAUCCAGAGAAUGGUGUCAUCCAGCUGAGCUCCAGAGAUGUACGUGCUCGUGCCAGGACAACUCUGAAGUGGGACGAACUAGAAAUAGGAGAUGUUGUCAUGCUAAAUUACAAUCCUGAUGAUCCAAAGGAGAGGGGAUUUUGGUAUGAUGCCGAGAUCCUACAAAAGCGAGAAACCAGAACUUACAAGGAGUUAUAUGCCAAGAUAGUUCUUGGGGAUACUGGUGAUAUCUUGAAUGAUUGCCGGAUUACUCUUGUGGAUGAAAUCUACAAGAUUGAAGAACCUGGGUGUGCUAUUCCGCUCACUUCUGAAAGCCCAGUAAAAAGGCAGAGUGGGCCUGUGUGUAAGCACUGUAAAGACAACCCUAGCAAAACGUGUCGGAUGUGUGCCUGCCACGUGUGUGGUGGCAAACAGGAUCCUGAGAAACAGCUGAUGUGCGACGAGUGUGACAUGGCCUUCCACAUCUACUGUCUUAACCCCCCUCUUAGCAGGAUACCCGAUGAUGAGGACUGGUAUUGCCCUGAAUGUCGCAAUGAUGCCAGCGAGGUGGUUUUGGCUGGUGAGAAGCUAAAAGAAAGCAAAAAGAAAGCCAAGAUGGCCUCUGCAAGUUCAUCCUCUCAGCGGGACUGGGGCAAGGGCAUGGCAUGUGUAGGCCGCACGAGAGAAUGCACCAUUGUCCCAUCGAACCAUUAUGGGCCGAUCCCUGGGGUUCCAGUUGGAACCAUGUGGAAGUUCAGAGUCCAGGUGAGUGAGUCCGGUGUCCACAGACCUCACGUCGCAGGUAUUCAUGGCCGAAGCAACGAUGGAGCUUAUUCACUGGUCCUGGCAGGAGGCUAUGAAGAUGAUGUGGAUCAUGGAAAUUCAUUCACUUACACGGGAAGUGGAGGUCGUGAUCUUUCUGGGAACAAACGCACGGCUGAGCAGUCUUGUGAUCAAAAACUUACAAACAUGAACAGGGCUCUGGCACUGAACUGCAGUGCUCCUAUCAAUGAUAAAGAGGGUGCAGAGGCUAAGGACUGGAGAGCUGGCAAGCCAGUCAGGGUGGUGCGGAACGUAAAGGGCGGCAGGCAUAGCAAAUAUGCUCCUGUGGAGGGGAACCGAUAUGACGGCAUAUAUAAGGUUGUCAAGUAUUGGCCUGAAACGGGGAAAUCCGGCUUCUUAGUGUGGCGCUACCUGCUCAGGAGAGACGACGAUGAGCCAGCCCCUUGGACCAGGGAAGGGAAGGAGAGGAUGAAAAAGCUUGGCCUGACCAUGCAGUAUCCCGAAGGGUAUCUGGAAGCUGUUGCAAACAAAGAGAAAGAAAACAGCAAGAAAACAGAAGAAUUUGAAACGCCUGGACAAGGGAAACGGAAACGGAAAUCUGGAAAUGAGACGGACCUUUCUCUUUCUCCUGCUGGCACACCCAAGAAGACUAAAGUAGAGUCCUACAAGCUCACCUCGCAGCAGAAAGCCCUCAUUAAAGAUGACAAAGCCAAUGCCAAGCUGUGGACUGAAGCACUAGAAGCUCUUAAGGAUGGGCCGAAAUUCCUGAACAAAGUGGAAGAAACUUUCCUCUGCAUCUGCUGUCAAGAAGUGGUGUUUCGGCCAAUCACAACCGUGUGCCAGCACAACGUAUGUAAGGACUGCCUAGAUCGAUCCUUCCGAGCAGAUGUGUACAGCUGCCCAGCGUGCCGUUAUGAUCUUGGGAAAAACUAUGCAAUGCAAGUGAACGAACGGCUGCAGUCUCUGCUAAAUCAGCUCUUCCCCGGCUACGGCAACGGACGGUGAUUCCACAAAGCACUUCUCAUUUCCUUUUAAAUUUUUGUUUUUGUCCCUUCAAGAAACUUUAUGGGGUUUUGGUGGGGCUUUAUUUAAAUAAAUAGCCUUUAAGGAAAGCUGUUGCUGUUGUUCCCCUUCUCCCCACACCCCUGAAAACUAUAAAGGUUGAGGAACCUGCUUAUGUAUGUUUGUAGUAAUGCUUGCAUUUUAUUAAAAAAGGAAACUUUUCUGAUUGUAGGAACUACAAAAUGGUUGUUGUACAUGUGCUACUAAAAAUUACAGAACUUCAUUUUCUAAUGAGGUCACAUAUUCCUUUUUUUAAAAUAAAAACCUAGUGCAUGGCUUGGUUGCUAAAACAAUCUCUUGGUCUAUGGGUUUUGGCCUUAAUUUUGAUGCUUUUGAUCUUUUUCUGGCAGCAUUUUUUUACUUGCUAUUACAGCAUUUUUGGCUAUUGUCUGCUUAGGACGCCACCCAGAUCAUUUGAGACCCCCCGAUUUGUAGACACUUUUUGAUGAAAGCCCUUCUCUACUGGUGGCUUGUCUUAAUGGCCUUUGUGUAACAUUUACUACCUCAGUCUCCAUACUUAACCAGCGAGGUGCUGCCUCCUAUUCGUAGUGCCAUAUGGGAACAUAUAAAAGCCAUUUAGAAGUGCCUUUUUUGUGCCUCUUUUUUGCUGAAAGACUGAGCUUUGAACAUUGUGUGUGUGGGGGGGAGAGGCACUGAAUUUUUUUUAAGGUGCUAACAAACUUUUGUUCUUUGGACUAUAAAAUGUAACACGGCUGCUCUAGAUCAUUAGCUUUAGAUCAUUGUUCUGCUGUGUCUUUCUGUUAAUUCGGAAUGUUUUUAUUCUACUUAAAAUGGAAAAUUAGGCAUGUAACUAGCUUUGAAAUGGAAAGGCUUGGUUGUAUAUUCGUUGGUUGGUUGGUCGGUCAAUUGGUCAUUCACCUCUACAGUUUUAUACCUCAGCAUAAAUUACUCUUCACAUCAGACAGACUGGAAAUAAAUGUGCUUGUUUAAUUUUUUCAGCUUCGUUAUAAAUGUAUAAUGUUUCGGAAAACUUUUUUGACUUUCUGAAUUAUGCUACAGUUUUGUACAAACAGAAGUUCUCAAAAAUAAAAACAACAUUUUUGCAUCAAAGAGAA